Molecule: messenger RNA, 1434 nt
Organism: Colletotrichum higginsianum IMI 349063
Lineage: Eukaryota; Fungi; Ascomycota; Sordariomycetes; Glomerellales; Glomerellaceae
Product: CFEM domain-containing protein
Exons: 5
Coding region: 1-1434 (477 amino acids)
Source: RefSeq, a predicted model, not a curated record
AUGAACACCGAAGCGCGGAACCACGACGACUCUGUACACACUUUUGUGAACCCUUUCGUGCAGUUGAACGUCGGGCUAUGGUGCCUCUUUACCGGUGCGACCGUUUUCCUCGCACUGCGCCUAUGGUGUAAAAUCACGAGACGACACGGGCUGUGGUACGAUGAUUACAUUCUUAUGGUGACUUGGAUCAUUCUUUUAGCGAACAACACAUUGAUUGUUUACGAAUUCGCGACCGGCUAUGUGCUCGAAGACUCGACGAAACAGUGGGACGACCGCAUGCACAUCCUCAUCAACAUCUCGUCCUGCGGCACGCUGAUCGGCCAGGCGUGGACCAAGACGGCCUUCGGGGUGACGCUCCUGCGCAUGAGCAACCAGUGGCAGCGAUGGGUCCUGUACUUCUGCAUCGCCACGAUGAACAUGUACAUGGUCGCCAAGGUCAUCAUCCAAUGGGGGAAGGUCUGCGGCAGCAAGACCUACGAGGGCGACUACCGGCUCCAGUUCUGUCUCGAGAAGCAGUUCCGCAACGACUUCAAGGAGGGCGGCAAUGGUGAGGACUUGUCUCUCCCUUUGAUCUCGCGCGCGCGCGCGCACACACACAGAAUUGCGGUUCUCCUCUUCCGCGUCAAGGUUGCUGUUAUCGUUGUCGUUGGUUCACCGGCUGACUCCGAUCCCACAGUUUACAACAUCAUCAUGGACUUCGUCUUUGCGUGUUUCCCAUGGUUGAUCACCCGCACGCUGGAGAUGAAGCGCGCCGAGAAAGUCGGCCUCUGCAUCACGAUGAGUUUGGGAAUGAUCGUCGCUAUUGUCUCGGCCAUCAGAGUCGGCUGGAAAGACGAGGGCAACGACCGUGACCCUUGGUACAUCUACCGCAACGGCAUGUCCCAAAUUUGGUACUCGUCGGAAAUUACCGGCACCAUCAUCGUCCAGUGCAUCCCCAUCCUGCGCCCGAUCCUUCGCGAAAUCCACACGUCGCUGACGUCCAAGCGGCUCGAGUCCACGGCGGACGGCCGGAGCACGACGUUUGGCAGCAAGCUCAGCAGCGGCAAGCGGAUAUCGACCGGCGCCGUCCAGAACGACAAGCUCGGCAACGAGCGCAUCGCGCUGCGCGAGAUCCCCGAGGAGUCCUCGGACGAGACGCCGCCGCACUGGAAGUCCUCCUCCUACCCGCGCGAGUCCGACUCGACGACGUCGCCCUCCGAGGCCGACUUCAAGCCGCGCCCGCCCACCGCGCCGCUGCCCGACAUGUGGCCGUUGUCCGGGAGCGAGGCCCCGAACCUCAACCUCAACCUCAACGGCUCCUCCAACUCGGGCAAGAGCCUGGACUUCGAGUUCGAGCCCCAUUCGAAUUCCAAUUCGAAUUCGCAUCUGGAUCUGGAACAGGGACACGUCCAGCAGGGACUAUCGCCGCCGCCGCCGCCUCGCAGGUUUCCCUAA